This is a messenger RNA of Nezara viridula (southern green stink bug), 537 nucleotides long. Lineage: Eukaryota; Metazoa; Arthropoda; Insecta; Hemiptera; Pentatomidae. The record is from the annotation of a GenBank genome assembly.
AUGACUGUCGGAGACCAGAAGCCCAACCUUGAGAAUUAUCAGGCCAAGGUAGGCGGAAGAGGCCUUGGGUCGAAGGCGACCUCUGUUGCCCCACGUGCUAGUCCACAAGGUGUGGUAAGCUACAGCCUUCCUCGAGGGAGCAGCAAGGAGUUGUCCGAUGUGUCAUACGACGGAGAAGAGGAAGAGGAGCUCCUCGUGAAAGGUUUAGGGAGGUUAGUCGAUGGGAUCUAUGGAGGAGACAACUUCAAAAUGGAUAUUGGCCUUGGUCAUGAAUCAUUAGAUGGUGAGUUAGGAUCAAAAUCAAAUAUUUAUGAUUUUCGCCUUCGUAUGCUUUCCUCUCUCUUGAUCCCUGACGCACCCCCUAUGCGGGUAAUGUUUGAGUUAUGGCACGGCGACGUACCCCAGGACUUUUACAGGAAAAAACAAUCCCCCAGCGGAAACGUACCGCGUAGUGUAAGAAUUAUAGCCAUUACCGCCGCGUAUGGUUUCGGUUUAAAAAAACAAAGAAAAAAGGACAUAUAUAUUUUAGCUUACUAG